AUGGAGGAAGUUUGCAGAGUUUGCCUGGCCAAGUCCGGAUCAUUUAUAAAUCCCUUUGACGAGAGGCAAAAGAGGGAAAUUUGCAGUGCUGACAUUUUGGCUCAGGUUCUCGGGUCCGUGCUGGGUCGAGAGCAUUCACUGCACGAACACGUAUGCCCGCCUUGCCUGGAGGAUGCACUGAACACAUUCAAUCUGAUGGAGUAUGUUGAUAAAGUGGAGCCCCCUUGUCGUGAUCUCGUCCAGGAGCACAUCCGUACGCAACCAGCAGAGCCGCGAUUUAAAUGCCCUCAAUGCUCGUCAUCAUUUCGAAGAAACUCCGAUCUCAAUGUACACACUAGGAGAAUCCACAUGGGAAUAAAGCCGUUCAAGUGCACGCACUGCACCAAGGCCUUCGACCGCCCCGGUGUUCUCCAGGAGCACAUUCGCAAUCACACGGGAGAACGCCCGUACAAGUGUUCCAGCUGCCCGAAGGCUUUCUCCCACCGCGGAACUUUUCGGAGGCACAACAGGCGUCACCCGGCUGAAAAACCACAAACUGGCUAA
Molecule: messenger RNA, 543 nt
Organism: Drosophila subobscura
Lineage: Eukaryota; Metazoa; Arthropoda; Insecta; Diptera; Drosophilidae
Product: zinc finger protein 273-like
Exons: 1
Coding region: 1-543 (180 amino acids)
Biological process (GO): regulation of transcription by RNA polymerase II
Cellular component (GO): nucleus
Molecular function (GO): DNA-binding transcription factor activity, RNA polymerase II-specific; zinc ion binding; RNA polymerase II cis-regulatory region sequence-specific DNA binding
Source: RefSeq, a predicted model, not a curated record